Molecule: messenger RNA, 1389 nt
Organism: Symbiodinium natans
Lineage: Eukaryota; Dinophyceae; Suessiales; Symbiodiniaceae
Source: the annotation of a GenBank genome assembly
AGAGAGAGAGAGAAGAGAGAGAGAGAGAAGAGAGGGAGACAGAGAAGGACAGAGAGAGAGAGAGAGAGAGAGAGAAAGAGCAAGAGAGAUACAGAAAGAACAAGAGAUGCAGGGACAAAGAGUCAGCGAUUGCUUGAUGCAUUUGCGGAACAGGACCAGCUGAAGACGAGGCACUUUGUGCGUGUCAGCGAGGUUUCGUUGUCUGGUGAUUGGCGAGUCCUUUGCAGCGGAACAACUUCAGCGGACGAUACUUUGCAGCUGCAGAAGAGCGGCUACCCCGCAACAUCCUCGUGCACGCCAUGGAUGCACGAGCUUACAGCUUCGGGUACACCGCCGCGUACACCAGUUCCUCAAAGGCAUGCGAAUCCGGAUUUGGCUUUGGACUGUUUUGACGGCCGCAAGCCGGAGCAGGUCAAGGUUGAGCAGGUGAAGGUCGAGGUUGAGGAGACGCCGGGAGACGCCGUGGAUGUGGAUGUGCCGACAGCUCCAGAGCAUGGGCAUGCUCAGGCACGCGAGGCCGCCGCCGAGACUGUGGCCAGCAAACCUGCAGAGUCUCCCACGCUUGCCCACGGUGCUGCUGAGGCUGAGGCUCCAGCAGAGGCUGCAGAGGCUGCAGAGACGCUGCUGGACAGGACGAGCGACGAUCUCCAUAUGCAGGCCCUGCUUGAGUCUCACCAAGCGCACGGACAGGAAGUUGACGACACAAUGCCCCGCCCAUGCUCUCCGACUUCCGUGCAGAAUCCUCGGGGCAGGAUCCGGCAGCACCCUUCUCCCAACACUUCCAAAACGCCAGAGCUUGCAGGUAAGCAAGAGCCGCCUGCAGGGCUGCCUGUGGCAUCCUCGUUGGAGGAGGGUCUGGCCUUCACAGACUUUUACUUGGACCGUUUGGCGAAAAUCCCCGCCGAUGAGCUUCCAGAUGAAUUUGAGAGUGGUUUAGAAUUGCUGGCGGCCAGAAUGGACGACGAUUUCGGCUCUGACUCAACGAGCUUUUCUGGCGUCGAGGCUCCUCACACCAGCAGGCGGUUGCUGCAUUAUCGCCUGGAGCAGCGGCUCCAGCGCAAGAUUCGGCCUCCUUCCUUGUCGUAUGCUGUGGAGUGGAACAGUCACUGCCAGAAGGAGUUGUUGCACCUCAUGGACAUGGAACAGCAGGGUGGCUCCAGUGAUUCCUGCUUGUUCUCAGACAUAUGCGACUUCUUCCGGGAUGAGCUCCUGACACCAGGAGGCCUAAUCUCUCAAUUGAAGCAGCGGCCGUCCAUAGCCGUUGAAACACUCGCGCCUCUGCUAGCACAAGGGGCGCUAGUCAAGAGGCGCGCCUUCUGUUUGCGGCAUCGGAUACUUGGCAGCACUAGGCUCAAGGUGACCCGUGACCCGAUGUGGUUUUGUGUGUAG